Pieris macdunnoughi is the source of this 288-nucleotide messenger RNA. The record is from the annotation of a GenBank genome assembly. NCBI's taxonomy places the organism in Eukaryota, Metazoa, Arthropoda, Insecta, Lepidoptera, Pieridae.
AUGGCUUUGAAACUAAAGCAAUUGUCUCAAACGUCAACCACACUCGUGCUGCUGAUACACUUAUCUCUUCACACCGUUGAUGAAGGCUUCGCUAUUAAUCCCAGUUGUUCCUGUAUCCGGUUCACAUCGGGCGGCGAAGGUGCACCUCGUGGAACUUUCAGCAGUCCAGAUUACCCGCGAGCGUACCCACGCUCCCUCUGCUUGCUCUACACUUUUCUUGCUCAGCCUCAUCAGAUCGUUGAGAUCGUGUUCACGGACUUUGACAUUCACAAGGAACAUCUAGAGUAA